CUGUACUAAUUACGUGUUCUACGGCGUCCUCCGAUUUUAUUCACGGAAAGUGUAUCGCCAUAUUGCUUCCGUGAAUUCAGUGAAAUAUUUGUUAAUUUCUCUUCAAUUAUGACUGCAAUAUCAAAAUGAAGUGAAAGGGAACAAACAACAGGGCAUCAUCGACUGUGUGGAUACGUUUUUGAGCAUCCCAACCUCCGUUAUUACGUGAAAUAGAGCAUGUCGUACGAGAAGAUGGAAGUGGUGAAUCCGGCGGAGAAGGAGGCGAGUGAGGUGCUGCACUCCUUGCUGUCCGUGGAGCGCCGUAGCGUGGACAGCAAGGAGGCCAUCAUCGUGUCCAUUCCCACGGACCAAAACGGCGCCGGCGAGUACGGCGAGAGCGCCCAGUGGCACACGCCCGUCAUGGGGCAGCACUCUGUCUUCGAAAUGGGACCCCCACAGAACAUGCAGCAACAUAACUACAACGGACAUCAAGAGCAGGUUCUCUGGCAAGGACAUACAAUUCAGGUGGAAAAUGGUGAUGGUAACAUGCAGACCAUGCAAACAACUUAUACACUGGAAUUUGGACCUAAUGUUGAUGCCGAGACUGCAGAAUUGGAAGUUGACACAAAGCCUAAAGUCGAGAAAAAGGUUGGAAUGAAAAGGAAGAAAAAGACGGACUCUGAUAGUGAGGAUGAUAUUAUUGAUAACAAACUGGAGGAUAAUCCUACACAGGUCAAAGAAAGGCUUAUGAGGGGCUGUGAGUGUAAGGACAACUGUUAUCGUGGACUCAACCCUGAGGCAGUAUAUCGUCACCGUCUCAACAUUGCUGAACUCACUAAAAGCGAACACGACAUGUACUUGAUGGGAAUUACAAUGGCUAGCUUGGCGAAUCCGGCAGAAACGUCACGUCAUAAGGUCAGAAGGAGACUACGAGCCUGCUAUGUAUAUCAGGGACGAAAGGUUUGCUUAGAGGCAUUCUUAUAUUUAGAAAAUGUUACUCACUACCAACUGAAGCGCAUCAGGCAACACGUAAUGACCCACGGCGUCGCGCCGCGGAUACACGGCAACGUAGGUAAGAAGCCGUACAACACGUUCACAUUGGACAUUUACAAACACGCCACGAAUUUCUUGAAGGAGUAUCUCAAGCAGCACGCUCAAUCACCCAAAGACGCUCAGCCCAACGCGGAUGGCAAGAAGGCCAGUAAAACCGUCAUCAUCCAAGGCGACUCGAGAAAGCACUUGUUCGAAGCCUACAAGGAGUACGGGGAGAUUCUCGAGCCCGGCGUGAAGCUAAUGGGCUAUUCCACGUUCCGGGCGUUCAUGAAAGAUCAGUUUCCUCAAGUGAAGUUCGCGACCAAAAAGCAGGACCUGCCGAAGGAUAUGGUGCCGUUCCGCAGCGGCAAGUGCAUGUCGUACGACAAGAAUAAAGACCCUGUGAGACUGCAACAGGAGAAGGAGAAGGCGGACGCCAAGAAGGCAGCUAUGGAGGCUAAGAAGAAGGAGGAGCACGAGCGCGAGCACCAGGUGCAGCAGCAGCAACAGCAGCAACAGCAGCAGCAGCAGCAGCAGCAGCAGCAACAGCAGCAGCAGCAAGUGCAGCAGGUGCAGGUGCAGCAGCAUCAACAGAUGCAGGGCCAGCCGCACGUGGUGAUCCACCAGCAGCAGGCGCAGCAGCAGCAGUCGAUGCAGCAGCAGAUGCUGGUGCCGCAGGUGUCGCAGCACCAGCAGGUGCUGCCGGGGCAGGUGGGCGGCGUGCAGCAGGUGUCGCAGCACCUGCAGCCGCUGGGCGUGCAGGAGGAGGCCGGCCAGCAGGUGGAGAUGGCGCAGCAGGUCAUCCCGCUGGCGGUGGUCCAGCAGCCGCAGCAGGCCUACCUGGUGACGCCGGUGUCGCACUUCCAGACGCGCGUGCAGGGCGCCUGGUACCGCCAUUGACCCGGCGCGCCGCCGCCGCCGCACGCGCGAGCCGCAGCCUGAACUUUGGCAAUAAGUGAGCGAAUAGGUAGGUGACACCUUUCAGUAUUGGUUAAACUGAGUUAUGGAUAUUUCUAAGUAUAAAGUUAAUCAUAUUUACACGACUUAUAUUAGCACUAGCUAUGUAGUUUUUUUUUGUAAUCUAUAAUUUUGUUUAACGGAAAUUACUAAAUUUUGUAUUACCUCUGAUUUUUGUAUACGAAAUGCUUGUUGGACUGCAGAAUCGGAAGAACAGUUGAGGGACUCGGGGGUAGUAUGUUUAAUGUUGGACUCGUUUACGUAAAUGCAGCUUUUCAUUCGAGUUCGUAGUUUGAUGUUAACUUCAUUUGUCACUAGAAUCUUUGAGGCUUGAAACAUUAACUAAUUUCGCUCACCAUGCUAUUCUUAUUACUUGUCUAUGGUUCAAACGAAGACUUGGACUUGAAUUUAAACUGCAAUGAAGGUAUUAUUUGAUUCAAAUCAGCUUGCAUUCAAUAAAUAUGAUUCUCAUUAUCCUCAAGAACUCAUUAUGUUAUGUCAGUCAUUUUUGUACAUGCUAGUUCUUAAUUACAGCC
This is a messenger RNA of Ostrinia furnacalis (Asian corn borer), 2504 nucleotides long. RefSeq lists its product as uncharacterized. Lineage: Eukaryota; Metazoa; Arthropoda; Insecta; Lepidoptera; Crambidae. The transcript is spliced from 5 exons. The coding region runs from base 217 to 1911 and encodes 564 amino acids. The record is from RefSeq and is a predicted model, not a curated record.